AUGGCUGAAGUUGAUAAAAAUACUCCCAAGACAAGACCUGCGCCGGAUUGGGUCCCGCAGUUUGUAAUCGAUUAUGCAUGGCUGAACGGAGUCGCACCUGAUGCGGAGGGGAGGACGAAGAAUGCUGUGUCAUGCUGCAUCAUCAUCACUGAUACGGGAAAUGGAACUGGUGGGGUUGUGUUGAACAAUCAGCUAGGAGACCAUGUUGGUGACUGGGAGCAUAACAUAGUCCGUUUCGCUAACGGAGAGCCGAAAUACGUGUGGUACUCACAGCAUUCAAAUGGCCAAGCUUUUCAAUACCGGGUCUUGAAAAAGGACAAAUCUGGCAAACGGCCCUUAGCCUACUGUGCUAAUGGCUCUCACGCCGUAUACGCCACCUCCGGAAUCCACGACCAUACAGUCCCCAAUCUCAACCUCCCCUUCCCCUUCCUCCUCGUCGACGAAACGAACGCCGCCGGGACUCCGGUGAAUUGGCUGUACUUUCUGGGAAAAUGGGGCGAUGAGCAACACCCGGACAAAGGUAAGAGGCAGAAGCAGUUGGCGGGGAAUCGAAAGUAUGUAGGUGGUCCUACGGGGCCUGCGGACAAGCAGUUGAACAGAAAGAAGGUGUGCCUGGAUAAUGGGAAACAGUGUCACAAGGGCUGA
This is a messenger RNA of Mytilinidion resinicola, 645 nucleotides long. RefSeq lists its product as uncharacterized. NCBI's taxonomy places the organism in Eukaryota, Fungi, Ascomycota, Dothideomycetes, Mytilinidiales, Mytilinidiaceae. The transcript has 7 exons. Bases 1 to 645 code for a protein of 214 amino acids. The record is from RefSeq and is a predicted model, not a curated record.